Diorhabda carinulata is the source of this 4435-nucleotide messenger RNA. RefSeq lists its product as uncharacterized. Bases 3263 to 4318 code for a protein of 351 amino acids. The transcript is spliced from 3 exons. The record is from RefSeq and is a predicted model, not a curated record. NCBI's taxonomy places the organism in Eukaryota, Metazoa, Arthropoda, Insecta, Coleoptera, Chrysomelidae.
GUUGACAUUCUUGUCAAUCAAUUGAAUUGUAUAACUGAGUUAUAUAUGUUAUUUAUACUCUCAUUACCUGCUUUUUUGGCAGACCAAAUUAUUGUAACUGACGUUGAACGAGCCAAAAAAUUUGAAGAACUUCCGCAAUCCAGUCAUGGACGAAGAUAGUAAUUGGACUACCAUUGUGAGAUGUAAUAUGUGCGGCAAAAUACCCGAAAAGGUCCCAUUAUAUCAGUGUCCUUUAGAACAUCAAUAUUGCAUGGAUUGUUAUUUCAAAUUACGAGAUAGGUGCAAUAAACCUAUUCAUAAUGAGGCCACCUGUAUUGUUUGUAAAGCUACGGGAAUCUUCACCCAAAGUAAAAUUAAUGCGGAUUAUUUGCAUAGAAUCAAAGCUAGACCAGGCAUCGGGAGACCUUACAGAUAUAACAUCAAUGAAAUUGCCAAUAAAGAUUCUGAAAACUCAAGACCAUCCACUUCAAAGCUACCCAAAGAACAAACUGAGAGAAACAUAACCCUUGAAAGUUUAUUUGGUCUUCCAUCAAAAGAGCUAAAACAAUUGUUGAAUAGGAAGACCAGAACCCCUGAAACAUUACAAUCAAAUGAACCACUUAAAUCCACAUGUUGUUCACCUAGACCAAACCCUGAACAUAUAAUUUUACAGCAGUCUAAAAUACCAAUAAAAUGUCCACAUGGGCCUUGCAAAAAAGUGAUAACCACCUCAUCUUUGAUCUCACAUUUCAAGUAUGAUCAUGCAGGCAUUCCCUCUCACAAUAUAAGAAGAGAUAGAGAAUUGUGCCUGAAGUUAAAUGUUACAGACAUAAAACAUAACAAUCAUCAUUGUUUGGGUAUAAUAACUGUGUAUGAACCCAAUACUACUGCCAUUGAUACUUGCAAACAGUAUGUCCCCGUGGAUUCAUUUUGGCUAUUGGUGACUGGUUUCAUUGGACCUCAUAUUGAUGAUGCUUUGGUUAUCAUUUGGUUAUUUUGUCCUUGCAAGGAUUCUUAUCAUACUACAAUUGAACUAAGUUCAAAAUCAGGCACCAUGGCAUUUUCUACUUACUGCGAAGUACACACUUCCGCUCAAAAUUUGGAAUUUGAAGAUAUUGCUAGUAAGCUGCACUGCUUGUUGUUAAGUAGGACUUCAAUAAUUGCUUUACUAGAAGAUGGACCUGAACUGGAUUUAAUGAUAAUCAUACAUUGAGGAAUGGACUAAAAUUUGAAGUAUUGUAUUUGAUGUGAAAUCAAUAAAUUUGAUUUUAAUAUAAAUUUGAUUAUGUGUGUAAUUUUUGGUUGAAAUUUACUGAAAACUAUUUCUGAUUGACAAUUUUCCAUUCUGAUUAAUUUUUUAGACUACCAAUAUAAAGGCAUUUUUCAAAUUGACAGAAAUUUCUUUUAAGAUAAUAUGUAAAGAAUAAUUUUUGAUUUGUGACUCUUGCUUCAUCCCUAUCUCAUUUUUAGUAUUUGUAGAUGAUUUUCUUAAUAUCAGCAAUUUUUUUAUCCAUAACUCUCUGUUUUCUGGCUUUUUUGUGCUCUUUUUGUUAGUGACCUUUUAUUCAUCAUAUGGAAGUAGAAAAUAAUAUUUACUCAUUGGUUGAAUAAAUAGUUAGAAAAAAGUUGUAAGAAAAAAUACAUUUUGCUUACUAGUUAAUCACUUUUAUGUCCAAGUUCUAUAUUUUGUUGCUUAAUUAUAGUAAAACCGGAAUCUAUGUAAGUAUUCUAUCAUUUACAAUCUAAGUAGAAAUAUGAAUCCUCUCACAUUUAUCUGUAUUUAUACCGAUAUUUCACAAAAUUCUAUUGAUAUUACUUUUAUAUAUAUUUUUUCGAUUACUUAUAGUUGGAAAAAGUACAGAAAUUUGUACUUGAUAGGAAGUUACAAUAAAAAAGAUGAACUUUUUGAACUAGUUCCACAAAAUGCAAAUUAGGAAAAAAUAUUUAUGUAUGGUACACAAUAGAAUUGAAGAACUACAAAAGGUAUUUGAAGUAGAUAACACAAGUGGGUUGUUAUAAUUUAAAUUUAGUAUAAUUAUAGGUUACUAAGCACUUACUUAAUUAUUACAAUACUUUGUAAUAUUGUAUAUGAUUUCUAUAUUUAUAUUAUAUUUGAUAUUUGAUUUCCCAAUAAUAAUAAUAAGUUGCAGGGUUUGCCAUCUCAUGGGUUUCAGAAUUUUUUACUUGAGUACGAUUUAUGCGAAUGCAAUAAACUAUCAAUCUAUCAAUCUUUUUUUCAAAUUGUCUCAUACUGCAUUAAAUCUUCCUAGUUCAAAGUUUCCAAUUAAAUUUUUUAAUUGGCAAUUUGAACAAUUAUACCAAAAUUCGUUACUAUUUUCACUAGUUUCUUUCAUGUUUAAUAAAUAUAAGUGAUUUUCAUGGAUAUUAAUGUGAAUGGGUUAUGGCAUCAUAAUAUUAAAUCCUUUCAAUUUGGUUUUAUGUGUUAUAAAAUAAGGUAAUUACGGGUAGGUCUAUGUUUAUAUGUUUCUUGAAGAAGUUCGCUAUUACUACACACUCUGGAAGAUUUGCCUCCACCAUGUUCUGGAACAUCUAAUAAGUAUAAUAGAUAAGAGCUUACAGUAUUAGACAUGGGUGGAAUGAAGACACGUGGUGCGCGAUAGAAAACAAUCCGGGCACAAUAAAGUGAUAGUCACCCAAUUGUUAAUAGCGUUAUAAUUAAUGUGAUAUUUAUGGUUUUAUAAAGUUUUAAGUUUUAAUUAAUAAACGUGUACAAUUUUAUUGAUGAACCUUACCAGCGAUAAGUUGAAAUUCAUGUGUGUGUACUCAUAACAAGAGCAUAGGAUUUAUCAACAGGGAUUUUUAUCAAGUAGAAUUCGAAAAGUUAGUUCGUUGUGAAUUGUUUGUUGGAAACUUAAUGUAAGAUACACAUCAAAUUAAGUUGAUGUGAACUACUUCUAAUGUAAAAUUUCGGGAAAAGGUAGAUGUUCCAUCUAAAAAUGCCUGACAAUUGAUAAACCAUAAAAGCUGAUUUUUCUUAAAUAUUUAAACCAAUCAUAUAUAUAAUAUGAAAUUCUCAAAAAGAUUAUAUGAAGUGGUUGUUUAUUGUGAACAGAGAGAGGCAGAUUAAAAAAGAAGUAAAAAUAUAUAUCAUCAUCAUAACAUCAAAGUAACAUGUUGACAUCCUUGUCAAUCAAUUAGAUUUUUAAAACCACGCUAUACAUGUUAUUAUAUUAUUAUUAUUAUUUCCUCAAUUUGGCAGGCAAAAUUAUCGUAUUUGAGUUGAAUCAAUUGAAAAAAUAUAGAAAACUCCCGCAAUUCAGUAAUGGAAGAAGAUAAUAACUGGACUACCAUAGUGAAAUGUAAUAUGUGCUCCAAAAUACCCGAAAUUAUCCCAUUAUACCAGUGUCCUAUAGAACAUCAAUAUUGCAUGGAUUGUCAUUUGAAAUUGCGAGCAAGUUGCAAUGAGUCCUUUCAAAACGGGGCCACUUGUGUUGUUUGUAAAGCUAUGGGAAUAUUCACUCAAAGUAAGAUUAAUGCGGAUUGUUUGGAUAAAAUAAAAUCUAGACCAGGCAUUGGAAGACCUUAUGGAUAUAACGUUAAAAAAAUCGCCAAUAAAGAUUCUGAACAUUCAAGGCCAUCGACUUCAAAGCUGCAUAUACAAGAAAUUGAGCCAAGUAUAACUCUUGAGAGUUUAUUUGGUCGUCCAUCAGAAAAGUUGGAAUUAUUGUUGAACAGGAAGACCAGAAACCCCGAAGCAGUGCAAUCAAAUGAACCACAUUGCUCAUCACUUGAAGCUACAACUCUUUUGCCAAGACCAAACUCUGCACACAGCAUUUCACAACAAUCCAAAAUACCAAUAAAAUGUCCACAUGGGUCUUGCAAAAAAAUGAUAACCACUUCUGCGUUGAUUUCACACUUCAAACAUGAUCAUACAAACAUUCCCUCUCGUGAUAUAAGAAGAGCGAGAGAAUUGUGCCUUACAUUAAAUGUUACAGAUAUAAAACAUAACAAGCAUCAUUGUUUAGGAAUGAUAACUGUAUAUGAACCCAAUAAAACUGUCAUAAAUACUUGCAAACAGUAUACCCCUGUGGAUUCAUUUUGGCUAAUGGUGACAGGUUGUCUUGGACCUAAUAAUGAUGCUUUAGUUAUCAUUUGGUUAUUUUGUCCUUGCAAGGAUUCUUAUCAUACUACAAUUGAACUAAGUUCAAAAUCAGGUACGAUGGCAUUUUCUGCGUACUGCGAAGUACACACUUCUGCUCAAAAUUUGGAAUUUGAAGAUAUUGCCAGUAAGCUGCACUGCUUGUUGUUAAGUAGGACUUCAAUAAUUGCUUUACUAGAAGAUGGACCUGAACUGGAUUUAAUGAUAAUCAUACAUUGAGUAAUGGAAUAAAAUUGGAAGUAUUAUAUUUGAUGUGAAAUCAAUAAAAUAAAUUUAAAAAUUUUAAUAAUUAGUAUUUAAUGUGUAAUUUUAGGUGGAAAUUUUCUGAAAAAUUCU